AGCCGCGCUCAUUCCUUAGGCGAGACGAGAUACGAGUAGAUAUACGUGUGCGACGUCCAACGUAUUUUUUCGCGAUCGAAUCGUGUUUGACGAGCACGAACCCUCGUUAAGUGAUACAGUGAUAAGAGACACAUAGUGUUUAACUCGGGCGAAAACAUGGCCGACAGUGGUAUCAAGCGUAACAUUCCCAUCAAGCUCGGUGAUUUCAGCGUGAUCGACACCGAAUUCUCUAAUAUACGCGAGCGCUUCGACGCCGAGAUGAAAAAGAUGGAGGACGAGAUGUCGCGGUUUCGCAGCGAAUUGAUGAACCGCGAGAGCAACAACUUCUUCAAGAGCACCACCAGUUUGGUUCCUCCCCGCCGGCAAGGAUCACCGGGACGAUCCGCGAUGAUCCUGGACGAGGAUCUCUAUCCACCCAGGCAUAAAACAGUGCUCCAAUUCCGUCGGCAUCACACGAGCAGCAGCGAGCAUCGCACAUCGACGACCUCGAAGACCGAAGGUUGGGACAAGAUCGACCCUGCAGCACCGUCGAAGCAAUCCGCGUUCGACAGCUUCAAAAGCACCACCACGCAACAGAGCACUCAGAAUAGCAGUUCCUUGAGUCCUCACCAUGACCAUACCUGGCUGGAAGGCCUCAACAGUCCUCUCAUCCAGGACGAGGGUGACAACAAGAUGUUGAAGCUGCGCUUCGACGUGUCGCAGUACACGCCCGAGGAGAUCGUCGUCAAGACUGUGGACAACAAGCUACUGGUUCACGCUAAACACGAGGAGAAAACAGAAAGCAAAUCAGUGUACAGGGAAUACAACCGAGAAUUCCUGUUGCCGAAAGGAACCAAUCCUGAGAGCAUCAAGUCUUCCCUGAGUAAGGACGGUGUCCUUACCGUGGAGGCGCCAUUACCAGCGAUCGGCUCCGGAGAGAAGCUAAUCCCGAUCGCACAUCAGUAAACUCGCAAUGAAUCGAACGCAGAAAAUCGAUUUCUAAUUUCCUGUCUGAAAUUCCUCCUGUUCCAAGCACCAUUCGAUUUAUCCAAAUUGGACUUUCCUUCCUCAAGGUAAAUUUUGCAUCCUUAUAAUCCUUUAUGUAACUUAAAUGCAAAUCGAUUCAUUUGCGCGAGAGUUGUUCGACCAAUCUUAAUAAUAGAAACAGCGCCAAAUGCAGCAUGGUGCGCAUCGACUCAUUAACUAAAAAGAAAAUCAAACGUAGAUGAAUGUGCUAUAUAAGUGAAAAUUCAGAGAAAAUAUUUGAUAAAGCCCUUUCCUUUUUCAUACGAAGCAGCUUUAUUCCUUUGAUACACAAAA
Molecule: messenger RNA, 1299 nt
Organism: Linepithema humile (Argentine ant)
Lineage: Eukaryota; Metazoa; Arthropoda; Insecta; Hymenoptera; Formicidae
Source: RefSeq, a predicted model, not a curated record